UUUCCCCUCCCUCGCUCUCCCUCCCCCUCUCUCUCUCUCUCCCCUCCACAACCACCUGAACCUUUUCCCUUCGUCCCCAUCUCUCGUCUCUCCCCUCCUCCAGCCCGACCCGGCGACCUCCAUUCCGAACCCUAGCCCCCUACCACCACUGCGGCCUGCCUCCUCUGGGCGGGUCCUGCCCAGAUCCAGCACAGGAGGUUAAGCAGGAGGCGGGCGGGCGGGCGGGCGGUGGAUGGACGGGCCGAAGCGGUCGCAGCUGCGGGUGCGCCUCCGCGUCACGGCGCGCCGGCGUGGCGCCGACGGCGACGGCGCCGGGGGCGCGGCCGGGCCCGGAGGGCGGAAGCGCCGGAUGGAGGCCCCCGUCCUCAACUCCGCCGCCAAGCUGCAGCGCCGCGAGAUCGGGGGCCGCCAGCUCGCCGCGCGCGGCGGUGGCCCCGCCGCCGCCGUGCCCGAGCGCUUCCGGAACAUGCAGCUCCAGGAGGAGUUCGAUACAUAUGAUGCCAAUGCUCACCUAUUUGUGAAGCUGCAGUUUCUUAAAAGAAGAUCCAAAAUUAUUGAGAUCGUUGCAGCAAAGGAUAUCAUAUUUGCCCUUGCUAAUUCCGGGCUUUGUGCUGCUUUUAACCGAGUAACGAACAAGCGCAUAGCCUUCUUGAAUUUGAGCCCAGAUGAAGUGAUUCGGAGCUUGUUCUACAACAAGAACAAUGAUUCCCUUAUUACUGUUUCAGUUUAUGCAUCUGACAAUUUCAGCACAUUGAAGUGCAGAACAACCCCGAUUGAGUAUAUUAGAAGGAAUCAGUUAGAUGCUGGGUUUCCCCUCUUUGAAUCAGAGUCUCUGAAAUGGCCUGGAUUUGUGGAGUUUGAUGAUGUCAAUGGAAAAGUACUCACAUAUUCGGCGCAGGAUGGUAUAUAUAAGGUAUUUGAUUUGAAGAACUACUCCUUCCUAUAUUCGAUACCAGAUGAAAACGUGCAGGAGAUAAAGAUCAGUCCAGGAAUCAUGCUCUUGAUAUACGACAGAACACCAAGUUAUGUUCCAUUGAAGAUAUUAUCAAUUGAAGAUGGAAAGCCACUGAAAUCUUUUAAGCACUUGUUGCACCGCAACAAGAAAAUUGAUUUCAUUGAGCAGUUCAAUGAGAAGCUCCUUGUCAAGCAAGAGGAUGAAAACUUCCAGAUACUUGAUGUGCGGAGUUCUGAGCUAAUUGAAGUCAGUGUCUCCAAGUUUAUGACCCCUUCAGCCUUCAUUUUUCUAUAUGAGAACAAUCUCUUCUUGACAUUCCGAAACAGAACUGUCGCUGUAUGGAACUUCCGAGGAGAGCUUGUGACUUCAUUUGAAGACCACUUGCUUUGGCAUCAUGAUUGUAGCACCAACAAUAUUUACAUCACUAGUGAUCAGGAUCUUAUUAUCUCAUACUGCAAAUCCGAAGCAGUGGCUGAGGAUGGUACAGUUAUUCCAGUUGGAUCCAUCAACAUGAGUGAGAUUAUGACUGGCAAGUGUAUCGCCAAGAUUACUGCCAAUGAUCCUGCCCUAAGUGUGGCCCCUCACAGAAAUGAUCGCAGCAAGCGGUCCUUGGGCUGGAGCACCGUUCCAGAAGCUCUGGAGGAUGUCACAGCACUGUUUUAUGAUGAGGACAGGAACGAGAUCUACACCGGCAACAGUCAUGGACUGGUGCAUGUAUGGUCGAACUAGAUAGUAACAUGUGCAUACAUUUCGCCCUUUUGGUUUGACUUGGCUAGCUUGACUUCAUUCUGUAUAAUCCCCGGCUUGGGGCUCACCUAGCUUUUGUAUCUGGCAAUAGAAUGUGUUUCCUUGAGCAAUUGUGAAUGCAAAUUGUUCUUGUAAAUAUCCUGUGUUCGUCUACCUUACUCAAGUAACAUAGAAAUUAGCCUCCAAAUCUAACUUUGUUGGAUGCAUCCUGCCAUGUUUCUGGCAGAAAGAGAGUGAAGACCUGGAGCUCUGACCUGCUGUUUAUGUUAUUGUUAUUUUCACAUGUGUAGGAUUUGCAAAAUGGUUGUGUUCUGUUGAGAGCAUUGUUGUCAGAACUUGCUACUUAAGUUAGUUGUGGUUCUUUUGUCUAA
This is a messenger RNA of Sorghum bicolor (sorghum), 2073 nucleotides long. RefSeq lists its product as uncharacterized. Gene Ontology annotation, molecular function: protein binding. The coding region runs from base 233 to 1684 and encodes 483 amino acids. The record is from RefSeq and is a predicted model, not a curated record. The transcript has 8 exons. NCBI's taxonomy places the organism in Eukaryota, Viridiplantae, Streptophyta, Magnoliopsida, Poales, Poaceae.